CGAAACGAGCUGAUAGCACGGUACAUCAAGCUACGCACAGGGAAGACGCGGACAAGAAAGCAGGUGGGUUUCGUAACACCACUCCAUUUUUCCCCUAUAUGUUUCCAGGCCUUUCUCCCAAACCCUGUGCACCCCUUAAACAACCCACCCACCCCGUGUCUGUCCAAGCUGUCUCCAAUCAGGGGCUGGAAAAGACACAGAGAGGGCUAGAGGAAAGCCAUGCUGCUUUCAAUCCUACACAUUCCCCGAGCCCCAACCCUGUUCUCACGCUGAAAUGGGCCUCUCUUGAGUGAUUUAGAGGGCCGGAGCGCAAUGCACAGAUGCUAUAGGAUCAGAUGACGGUGUGUUUCUUCACCACCUCACCUAGCAUGUAGCCCAGCCUUGUUAGAGCAAGAAGCAGAGGAAUACAGGAUCUUUACGGCAGAGAGGACACUGGAUGGGGCAGAGAUUUGGACCCUAUCUGGGACAUGGGAUUUCGAGAGCUUGGGACUAUAAGGUUCUAUCUGCAAAAAUAUGAUUCUGAGAUAAUUGGCAUUAAAGUUCCAAACCCUCAUUGGUUUGAAUGGUGUCAGCAAUUUUUAUCUAGUAUUCUUUUGAACUUAACAACUUGAAUUGUGGGUAUUUAGAGUACUAUAUAGGCAAAAAACAUUAAACUGAACAAGGCUAUGUCAAUAACUAAAUUUGGACAAAAAUGCAGAUAAAACCUUAUAGUCCCAGGCUCCCAGGCUCUCUCUCUCUCUAGAGUGACUAACUGACAUAUUGGCACUGACUGAUGUUGCAUUACAUAGAGAGAGAGGGAGAGGGGCUCCAUCUAUGUCCGUUUAUGUGAAGAUGUGAUGGGGGGAAAAGAGGGAGAGGGGUUGGGGUUGACAAAGAGUUGAGGAAGGGUAGAGUGAGAGGGGAAGGGGGACACCUGCUGGUCUAGCAGUGGCCAGGGCCAUGGACAAAUCAGUUUGGCCUUCUUAAUAAGUGCCAUGUUAGUACCAAAAGUCUCAAGACAAUGACAUCAUAGAAUGAGAAAAGGAAUAUUAUUGUUUGUUGUACAUUUGGCGCCAACAUGGAGGAUAGUUGGCUGAACCCUGUACUGCACAUCUGCCAUAGACCUGAUCAGACCUAAUCUCUCUCGCUCUCUCUCUCUCUUUCUCUCUAUCCCUCUCUCUCUCUUCUCCAGGUGUCCAGUCACAUCCAGGUGCUAGCACGACGGAAGGCCCGGGAGAUCCAGGUGAAGCUGAAGGUACGCUACGUGAGUCUCCCCCCUUUAUGAAUCUUGAAACUGUGCACUGCAUUGUGGGUUGGCUCGAAGGGCUACUACCAUAGCAAUGGAAUGGGUAGAAAAACAAAUCAAACAUUCAAAUUCUGGAAGAUUUACAUGGAUCCACCAAUAUAACGGAGCAAUUCGACCUUUUAGAACACAAGUAAUCCAAAUUCCAAUCCUCCUCACCAAUGUCUGCCAUGCCACAUCCCAUGGUACAGCAGGGACCUUGCUUUCAAUGGGAAUGUCAAUGUCUACCAUUCUACCCAUUCCAAUUGUGACUGCUACAGCACUAGCUAUGCAGGUCAUUUGGAGUAGCGUGCUGCUGGCUGAUGUUUUUAAGGUAGGGGUAUUUAUAAAAAUAUCGCUAGCAACAACAUAAUAUAGCUAGCAACAACAGAAUAAAGGAAUUUUGAAUUACAUACCUACAGUAGAAAAGAGGAGAAUUUCUAAUGAUGUCAACUUUAUUUCUCAACUCCUAAUAUUGAGCAAAUUACACUCAUUGCCGCUAAUUACACUCACUGGAGUAUCUAACAUAGGCUUUGAAAAAGUACCCGCUACCCGCUUAGCAGCGCUGCUGCUAAGCUUUCUUGACUUAAUACAUUUUUUACCAACACAUGGCUAACCUUUGUUUAACCAGCUAAACAGCUGCUAUUAGCUAAAAUGUGUUUGGAGUUACCUUUCUAUCUAAUUGGAUAUGUUAGAGUUUACACUUCCUCUUCCAAUUAUAAUGUGGGAGGUCAAAAGAAUAAUAAAAAACUACCAAAUCUAUUCAUUUUAAAAUGUUGAUUACUUCUCAUUGCCAUUCACCUGAUGAUAAGACAAUAUGUGUUUUUUUCUUAUUUUAUUUGCUAUCAUAUGAUGGGGGUCCUUGGGUCACCGGGUUGUCUGGGCGGGGGCUCCUGGGCAAGAAAAGGUUGAAGACACCUGUUUUAAAGUGGGAAGUUGGUGUGUUGUUGGGGAGGCUGUGGUGCUGCUUGGCUGUAGCCAUGAUGUUGUUCUAAAGCCACAGAGCUCAGAUCAUCAGGAAAGCAAAGGUCUUCAUGCACCUUCUCAACAUGUUAUUCUCUUCUCAUUUUUAGGUUUGAUUCCAUGAAAAAAUGACUCAAUAUACUGUACUAUGGCCUUGAUAUCCAUGAAUUCGAUAUGGAAUUCUAAUGGAUUCCCAUUCCUACAUUUCAGUACAAACAAUAUGGAGAGACAAAACAAUGAGAAAAAGAGAGUGGGUUAUAUUUAAUAGCACCCCCUUCAUUUGUGUGGGUGUUAUAUGGAAUGCUUAGUCCUAUGAUGCAUAUCUACAAAUGACCACAGUAAAUGUGGAUACGCUCCAGCAUUCCCUGGCCUGAGGCUUGCUCUGCACGAUAUGAACAAAUGCAUUUGUCAGGAGAUAAAUUAAUUUUUGUAUUGUUCCUUCCAGGCAUUUCAUUUGGUAAGUAUCUCAAUAAAAGUGUUUCUGUUUGGUGGGUGAAAGCUUCCUAACACUUACCGUCCCCAGCACUUUCUUAGUUUACGUUUCUUACCGCAGACACGCACGCACGCAAACACACACACACACACACACAAGACAACACAGCUCUCAGUCACCUUGGACGGUGGCCACUGAGCCACAGCUGGCAGGGCCCAGCAUUGGUCACAAGGCAGCCUCUGACAGGCCUUUUUAAAUACAUCUUUCUUGUAACUGAGAACACUACCAAAUGUACUCCCCUUAUUUCAGCUAUGCCCUUGUGUCAGCCGGUUCUGGGAACAAGAUUGUGCCGUGUGGCCUAGCAUUAAGUGGCUGAGAGUGUUUGUAGUCCCUGAUGAGUUGGAAACUGCAUGAUGUCGACAUGAUGGACACACGCACAACAGAACAAUAACGCUAUACCAUAGACAGGAAUGACUGCUGUUUCUGGUAGCCACCAUGUCACCUGCUUACCGUUAGCAUUUAGCCGCAGACUAGCUUGAUCGUUACCAUUAGCAUAGAGCUAGCCCUCUGACAUGCCCAGCCCAGUUCCCACUGUGACCUCUAGCAGAGACAUAGGCCACUUGUCAACACCCCCCGGCCUCUGCCAAGGCAAUAAACCUUACUCUCGACCUCAGGGAUCUUGACUGCAAUAUCACCCAGCCUCCCAGCCCAGCGCCGGAUGAUCAACCUGGCUUUCACCCCUCAUUUCCCACCCAACAAAUGACAUAACGGGGCUAGUAUUCCCACAGGGUGCUGACUAUAAUGGAGAGCAUGUCUGACCCAUGGGCCUUGCUGUGUGUGUCUGUAGGACCAGGCUGCCAAAGACAAGGCCCUCCAGAGUAUGGCCACCAUCUCCGCUACCGCCUUCCAGAACAAGAUGGCUCUGCAGGGGCUGUCCAGGCCGCCGUACCCCACUGCUGGUGGAGUGAGUAGUGUUUGCAGACAGACAGAGACAGACACGCACACACACACCCUGUCCUUGUGCAACACUGGGGGAUAUAUAUACAGUAGAAGGAGAGGUGGUGUCAUUGAGAGUGUAUGUAAUAAAAUGUGUUUCCAUGUUUUCUUUUCUCCAGUUUUGGCAUGGCGGUCUUCCAGGACAGCCUGGGGGUCCUGAAGAGUAAGUUACAACCAUGUGUGUGUGUGUCUGUGUGUGUGCGUAGGGCUGUUGCGGUGACCGUAUUACUGCAACACCGGCAGUCAUGCGUCAUGACCGCAGUCAAAUUCCACGUGACCGUUGAGUCACGGUAAUCUCCUCUUAUGCACUCUGGACAUGCAUUGGUAGUAUCCAACACCAGGUCACUAAUGGCCUGGUACUCAGCGCUCUGUUGUCCCUCUAACCACUCCGACAUCAAUGCAAAAUCACAUCAAACACUUAUCAUCAAAACAGUAUGCGCUUUUAAAACUCACCUCACUGUGAUCGAUCAAUUUGAAGAAAGAAGUUCAACAACAGGUUGAAACUGAGUGGAAAACAUGGUCCUUGUGGAUGUUGUUUCAAAGCCUAACAACAAAAUGAACAGCGCUUUCUAAGGUGAUGAUUCAUUCAAAACCCACAUACGCAUAUUAGAGCUUAUGCAUAUGCAUAAGCCAAUAUAUGAGCCCAAGUCCCCAAAAACCCCCAGAAUUACCGCAUAUUACGCACGGCAGGAAAAUAAAAAAUAAAAUAGAAAUAUUUAAGAUGUCUUUGGUACAUAAUUGGUCUAGCCUAUACCUAUACUGUAGCUCAAUUGGUAGAGCAUGGCGCUUGUAACGCCAGGGUAGUGGAUUCGAUCCCCAGGACCACCCAUACGUAAAAAUGUAUGCACACAUGACUGUAAGUCGCUUUGGAUAAAAGCGUCUGCUAAAUGGCAUAUUAGGCGAUGCGGUUGGUUCAUUGAUUGUGCAGGGCGGCUUACAGAGUUAGCCUACAGUUAUAGUGAAUUUGAUUUUGAAUAGCCUAGUAAUAGGGCAUGUUUUAUAUUUUCAUAAUGAAUAGGCUGACACAUUACCUUUAGCUACAGAAUAUCUCACCACUAUGCCUUUCCAUCUCCUCCUCUCUCUCCUUCAUUCCUUUCUCAAGAGCGCCGAGAGAGGGGCGCAGUGGUCUAAGGCACUGCAUCGCAGUGCUAGCUGUGCCACUAGAGAUCCUGGUUCGUAUCCAGGCUCUGUCGUAGCUGGCCGCAACCGGGAGACCCAUGGGGCGGCGCACAAUUGGCCCAGCUUCGUCCAGGGUAGGGGAGGGAAUGGCCGGCAGGGAUGUAGCUCAGUUGGUAGAGCAUGGUGUUUGUAACGCCAGGGUUGUGGGUUCGUUUCCCACGGGGGGCCAGUAUAAAUAAAUAAAAUAAAAUAAAAAUUACAAUUACAAAUAACUGCUAAAAAAAGACAAAAAAUAAAAAAAAUGCACUCACUAACUGUAAGUCGCUCUGGAUAAGAGCAUCUGCUAAAUGACUAAAAUGUCAAUGUAAAUGUCAACAGUUUAAUUAAAUAUGUUUCAUUGUGAAAACAUUUUACUAAUGUUCUCAAACAGAUUUCACUUGGUUUCCCAAAUUAAGCACUGGGUAACUACAGGAACAGGGUUGGAGAACCCAUGGCAUACAUAGUUUGGCCAAAUUGGGCGGAAUGUCAGCUGUCAUGCAGCGAGAGGCUGCAAGCCCUCAGAAAGUGGUUGAUGCGUGGAGUGGAAUAGGUGUUCUUAUAAGCUGUAACGAAGACGCAGGGAGUCAGGAAGCAGGUGCAGUCGGUGAGUUUAAUAUGUUAGAACAUCGAGUGAAUACACAAACAAGGGUAGCGUCUGAACAUGAACAAUACUGCCUGAUGGGUGAUAACAACGAAGCGCUAGAUAAAGGGGGAGUAAUCAGGGAAGUGAUGAAGUCCAGGUGUGCCUAAUGAUGUUGCGCAGGUGUGCGUAAUGAUGGUUGCCAGGUGUGCAUACUUAUGGGUUGCCAGGACCGGUGGUUAGUAGACCGGCGACAUCGAGCGCCAGAGGGGGGGAGCAGGAGUACACGUGACAUCAGUCCAGGUGGCAUAAGUCCAGACAGUUCUAUAUGCAAUCCUAUGUGAAAGCAGAGUUUUGAUGGUUGCCACUAAAAAGGGGAGGAUCCCAGCUGCUACUAUAUUUAUUUCUCAGCUAAUAUUAAGCACAUGCUCUGCUAUACAACUGGAGUAGCCUACCCAGCAUGAUUGAAAAACGAACCCUGGGAAAGCUGCCUCCAUUCGCUAUUCGAGUGCAUACGGAUGACAUGUGUUUUUUUUCCCUGCCCCUGUUCCUGCCCAUAUGUUAAUGGUCAUUCUAAAUUGUAUAUAUUAGUAAAGAUUAAAUUGAGAAUAGUCUGAUGGGUGAAAAUAUGAUCACUUGAUGAGAGAACAGUGUGUGCAGCCUGAGGCAAGCUUUUUUUGCGACUUUUUCCAGUCAUCAAUAUCCUAUAGUCGCAUCAUGCAGCCCAUAAAUGUUUUGUUUUCUAAGACAUUCUAAGGUUUGUAUCAUUCACAACUGAAGUUGCCAAAUAACUCUAAAUCUAGCGUAUAGGACCUGUUUCAAAUGGUUGCUUUUACACUCAACAUAGCCACUUCAUAUGCGCACUUGCUCUGGAAUGGGAAAAAUAUUGUUUGUAUUUUAUUCAGAUAAGUUAAAUUACAUUCUUCUUACUAUAAAAUCAUAUAAUAUAAAAUAAUGGCACAGGACUUAUAAGCAUAUCUGGUCUGCUAAAUGAACUAGUCUACAGCCUGGCGCAUAAUCAGAUAGCAUAUAAUACAGUAAGUAGACCGACUCAUUCUGUUCUUCUGAAAUACAUUUUCUUCAUAUCAUAAUGUUUCUUUACACCUGUCUAAAAUAAAUAAUGGAUUUGUUGUGUUGGUGUAUAUUAAAUGUAUUUAUUAGACUUUUAAAUGUAGAUGUUCCAAAGGCGCGCAUCAGCAGCUUGUAUGUGUGGAGGCCUGGAAAUUCAAAACAUGUUUAUAUUAAUUAACGGUCAAAUACCGUGAGACCGGCAGCAUUUGCAUGACAAUAACCAGCUGACAAAAUGUCCUGAUCGCCACAGCCCUAUGCGUGCAUGCGAGUCUGUCUGUCUGUCUGUCUGUCUGUCUGUCUGCCUGUCUGUCUGUCUGUCUGUCUGCCUGCCUGUCUGUCUGCCUGUCUGCCUGCCUGCCUGCCUCCCUGCCUUCCUGCCUGCCUGCCUGCCUGACUGACUGACUGACUGUCAGUAAAAAGGCAUAGGCCUACUGCCACUGAAUAAAUGGAAAUCACAAUCUGUCAAAACUGAAUGUGACAGAGAAACUGUUUAUUUAAACAGCACUUUCGUUAAUGAAGCCGAGCCCCCAGUGUGUUUAAGGGUCUGCCGGUCCAAUUAGGUGUGUGUGUGCAAGGGGUCAGGAGGGUAAGGGUGUAAUGUGUCUUCUGCCUGUCUUGUCUCUCCAGCAUUAAGCCCUUUUCCCAGCAGAGUUACGCCAUGCAGUCGUCCGGCCCACUCCCCAUAACAGGUGGGUUUUCUCAGCUUCCCUUCACGUCCCCAUGUGUCGACAGACGUUGUCAUGGUCCGUAAGUGAUGAAGAGCUCCAACAAAGCUCAGAGAAACUGACAGUAUGCAACAACAUUUUUCAAACCUAUGGUAUAUUUUGUUACUCCCCGCCCCCCCUCUUCUUCAGGCUAUGAGAGCAUGGCAGGCCUUUCAAUGUCGCCGGGCGCCCCCCCGUGGCAGGGGCGGAGUAUCGCCAGCUCUAAGCUCCGCAUGCUGGAGUUCUCCGCCUUCCUGGAGCAGCCUCAGGACCAAGAGACCGUGAGUAGUAAUUUAGUAGCCCCUCGCCCUGCCUAAUAAGCCUCCACAUUCAUAUUAAUCUCACUUAGUUGAUAGGGACACUGUACAUGUAUAAUCAACAUUUCAGUUCUCAUCAAUGUAAAAGUUUGAGACAUAAAGAAAAACAAUAUCUGUUCCUUUUCAUCCAACCCUUUCCCUAAAGCUGUAAUGUUAACAUCCUCACACCAUGACUGCAUCUUGACCAUGAACUGAAUCAGUGCUCUGAUAGUAAUCAACAUCUCUCUCUCCCUCUCCUCUUUGUUUUCCAGUUUAACAAGCACCUGUUUGUGCACAUCGGUCAGUCCAACCCCACCUUCAGUGACCCUUACCUGGAGGCAGUGGACAUCCGGCAGAUCUACGACAAGUUCCCUGAGAAGAAGGGAGGGCUGAAGGAGCUGUUUGAGAAGGGGCCGCCAGACACUUUCUUUCUCGUCAAGUUCUGGGUGAGUCCAGGCAGAAUCAAAGCA
This is a messenger RNA of Coregonus sp. 'balchen', 7932 nucleotides long. The record is from the annotation of a GenBank genome assembly. Lineage: Eukaryota; Metazoa; Chordata; Actinopteri; Salmoniformes; Salmonidae.